AUGAGCAUAAAUGGUGGCACAUCAGAAGGGGGCGCCGAGUUCUACGAGAACGGUACGACGGGCUCACGAGCCGCCAACGUCGACUGGGUCGAAAUUGUUGAGCCCCAGUCACGGCAGACAAUGUACGCCAAUUUAGUGACGGGGCAGUGUGCAUGGGAGCCGCCACAUGGUGCCAGUGUCAAAACUACACAUCAAAAUCAGUGGUGGGAGCUGUUUGACUCGAAAACUGGCCGUUAUUACUACUAUAAUGCUUCAUCAAGUGUCACAAAAUGGCAAAAACCAACAGGAAUCGAUAUCGAUAUAAUUCCACUCGCGAAAUUGCAGACUUUGAAGGAAAAUACCGAAGGAGGAGCUGUUUCGAAGAUCCGCCGAACAUGUGAAACUCAAACAUCUCCAUCAGUCCGUCGUGUGAUGAAUAAAGUGAUGAUGACUGGUCCUGUAUUUGCACAGAAUAUAUCACCUGAAACUGGUGUUGUAACGUUUCGAAGUAAUAGUCAAAACUCGCAAAACACGUUGAAUGGGCUUCAGAGCUCUUUUGAGGUGAACAUUUUUGGAAACUGA
Molecule: messenger RNA, 561 nt
Organism: Caenorhabditis elegans
Lineage: Eukaryota; Metazoa; Nematoda; Chromadorea; Rhabditida; Rhabditidae
Gene: Y92H12BM.1
Product: WW domain-containing protein
Exons: 3
Coding region: 1-561 (186 amino acids)
Source: RefSeq, marked reviewed